Molecule: messenger RNA, 1565 nt
Organism: Pseudo-nitzschia multistriata
Lineage: Eukaryota; Bacillariophyta; Bacillariophyceae; Bacillariales; Bacillariaceae
Source: the annotation of a GenBank genome assembly
ACCAAACGGUGAACAAGGAAAACUGACAAUGUUUGCUCAAUCGCAGUCGCAGUACAUGGACUUGGGUCCAAAACCUAAUAGAAUAAGACAUAUGGACAGAAACUCUGAGUAUAGAUGGCCCUACCGGGUUGCGAAGCAUAUUUCGGACAAGGUACAUGGACAAGUACAACAAAUGUUAGGCGAGUCGAGACUCAGAAGGAGGUUUGAAAACGACAUUCGACUAAUUCAGCCAGAUGAUAUCCUUACUGUUGAUCAUAUUCUUGGAUCUGGGGCCUUUUCCCAGGUAUCCGCAGUGACCACAAGAGAUGGCAGAAGAUACGCAUGCAAACACCUCCAACAAAAGCUCAUGGAAAGGCCGCAAGACUUCCAGCUAGCUGCAGCCGAGCUCGCACUCGAGGCCCACAUUCUUUCUUCAUUCGAUCAUCCAAACAUACUCAAGAUUCGAGGAUGGACCGCAAAUGGCAUAGCCUCCUUCGAAUCUGGAAAACAUAACUCAUUCUUCCUGAUGCUAGAUUUACUGGAYGAAACGCUAGACGAGCGAAUAAGAAGAUGGCGCGAGGAGGAGAUACAUGUACUGAAAAGCGAUUCAAAUUCAACUGCAAUGAUACCAAAUCUCAUUCUCGACGACAAUGUAACACCAGAUCAAUCAUUCUACCACCACCAUCUCUUCAACCACAGCGACUACCCCCGGCGGAGCGCCCUUCAAGACUCAUGUGAUACAAGAUCCCAGACACUCUACGCGGAAAAGAUACGGAUCAUGACCGAAAUCGCAGAGGCCCUGGACUACAUACACGCACAGGGUGUUAUCUUUCGCGACCUCAAGCCACAAAACAUUGGUUUUUCUGCGGAAACAAACGCUGUGCAGAUCUUCGAUUUCGGUCUUAGCCGCGAAUUGCCAUCGCUCGAUACCUCUACUCCUUUUUCAAUGUCCGGAAAAGUAGGAACGCUGCGUUAUAUGGCGCCCGAGGUGGCAAUGAACCAACCGUACAACACAUCUUCUGACAUUUACUCAUGGGCAAUUGUAUCCUACGAACUAUUGACUCUGGAAAAACCCUUYGAUGGGUGGACACGAGACCUUCACGAAGAUUUGGUUUGCAAGAGAGGCGUCCGACCCGACACAAGCAAAACACUCCAUCCGAUUUCGGACGAUAUGAAACUGAUCUUGGAAAAGGCGUGGAGUCCAUUCCCGUCCAAUCGGGGGACUAUGUCCCAAAUAGCCGUGCAACUUCAGUGUAGCUUGUCAAGGAGAAUGGCUUACUUGGCAGAGCAGCAACAGGAACAACAGCAAUGCCGGUUCUUCGAACAGGAGGAACAACAAAUACCACUGUCCGUUGAGACAGUGGCACCUAUGAUUACACCGCCAUCGAUGACAAAUGGUAUCUACAUCGAUAACAUGCCACUCUGUAUAUUACCGAAUCCUUCUUGUGGCACAAGAAUCUCGAGAAGCAUGUCUUUUGAGACAAUCGAAACUAUAAAUACAUCUUCGCUUAGCGUAGACAGCUCAUAUUGCUAUUAAGCUAACUACUGUAAUUUAUAAGUUAUUUACACCCUUCACAAUUCACACG